AUGGCAAAAACUCCCUUCCUCCCUCUUAUGUUUCUGCUGCUAUUUUCUACCUUCAGAGCUACUUUGUCAGCCAACAUAACCACCGAUGAAUCCGCCCUUUUAGCCUUAAAAUCCCAUAUAACUCAUGAUCCACAUAAUCUCUUAGCAACCAACUGGUCCACUUCUAUCUCUGUUUGCAAUUGGAUUGGUGUCAGUUGUGGAUCCAGACACUACAGAGUCACUGCUCUGGAUUUGUCAAGUAUGGAUCUCACGGGCACCAUCCCAUCUCAAUUAGGAAAUUUAUCUUUCCUUGCCUCCCUCAACAUUCGUAACAAUAGUUUCCUUGGCUUCUUACCUACUGAGUUAGCCAAUUUGCAUCGGCUGAAGUAUUUGAACUUUGGCUAUUUACAGUCGGGAAUAUUUGAUAACCUAUCUAAAUUGAAAGAAUUAGGUUUGAAUGGGAAUCAAAUUUCUGGUAACAUUCCUAAUAGUUUAUUCAAGUGCAAAGAGUUGAGAUAUUUAUUCUUGGACAACAACUUUAUGGAAGGAAGUAUACCCAUGGAAAUCUCAAAUUUAACUUCACUUAAAGUUUUCGUCAUCGAAUACAACUUUUCAGGCCGUAUUCCUUCCUCAUUAUGCAAUUUAAGUUCCCUUCGUGAGCUCUCUUUAUUCAAGAAUAGUUUGGAUGGAACAAUUCCAGAGUGCAUUGGAAACUUGAGCUCUCUUUCGGUGCUUGACCUAGGGAUAAAUAAUUUUCAUGGUAAAAUACCUGAAAAUUUUGUUGAAGAUUGCACAUUACUCUAUUUUCGAAUCAACAACAACCAAAUAGAAGGGUCGUUACCACGAUCUUUGGGUAAUUGUAAAGACUUGAAGCUUCUCGAUGUUGGAAACAACUAUUUGAAUGACACUUUCCCAAAUUGGUUAGGAAAUUCGGAUCAGCUGCAAGUGCUUGACUUGAGAUCAAAUAGAUUCUAUGGUAAGGUGGAUAGCUCUGAUGUUACCUUCACUCGUUUGCGUGUCAUUGAUGUUUCUCGUAAUAACUUCAGUGGCUAUCUACCUAUGAACUUUUUUGGAAAUUUACAUGCCAUUAGAGAAGUGAAUGAAAAGAAAGUUGGAACAGAGUACAUGAAAGAUAUAGCAGCAGGUAACGUAGAGUAUACUGUGCCAGGUUUAUCUUUUACAACAAAAGGACUGGAAACAGAGUUUGAGAAACUAUUAACCAUAUGGACAGCUGUUGACUUCUCCAGCAACCAAUUCAUGGGAGAAAUUCCUAAAACAAUUGGUGAGCUUCAUUCACUAAUCGUCCUAAACCUCUCUCAUAACUGUUUAACAGGUUCUAUCCCGUCAUCAUUGGGUGAUUUAUCGGAGCUUGAAUCAUUAGAUCUCUCAUCAAACAAGCUCCAUGGAAGAAUUCCCACAGAGUUUAAAAAUCUUGGAUUCUUGGCGGUGUUAAACCUUUCCCAUAAUAAUCUAGAGGGACUCAUUCCUCAAGGCAAACAGUUCGAUACUUUCACUAAUGAUUCCUAUAUAGGAAACCUGGGCUUAUGCGGGCUGCCAUUAUCAAAAAGUUGUGAUAAUGAAUAG
Messenger RNA from Hibiscus syriacus, 1563 nucleotides. RefSeq names its product receptor-like protein 9DC3. The coding region runs from base 1 to 1563 and encodes 520 amino acids. The transcript is spliced from 3 exons. Lineage: Eukaryota; Viridiplantae; Streptophyta; Magnoliopsida; Malvales; Malvaceae. Gene Ontology annotation, molecular function: protein binding. The record is from RefSeq and is a predicted model, not a curated record.